This is a messenger RNA of Nannochloropsis gaditana CCMP526, 1020 nucleotides long. RefSeq lists its product as uncharacterized. Bases 1 to 1020 code for a protein of 339 amino acids. Gene Ontology annotation, molecular function: ATPase-coupled transmembrane transporter activity; ATP hydrolysis activity; ATP binding. The record is from RefSeq and is a predicted model, not a curated record. Gene Ontology annotation, cellular component: membrane. The transcript has 5 exons.
AUGACAUGGGCCGUCCUGGGCCUCCCCCCGCUGCUCCCUUUUCUCUUCUCGGGCAGCAUCGCCGACAACAUUCGAAAGGGCAAACCGGGGGCCUCAGACGAGGAAGUGGUGGCGGCGGCCAAGGCCGCCAAUGCCUACGACUUUUGCAUCGAGUUCCCCGACGGGAUGCAGACGGAAGUCGGGCAACGCGGAAGCCAGCUCUCCGGGGGGCAAAAGCAGCGGAUCGCCAUCGCCCGCGCCAUCAUCAAGAAUCCGGCCAUCCUCCUCCUUGACGAGGCCACCUCCGCGCUCGACUCCCACUCAGAGAAGAUCGUGCAAGAGGCCCUCGACAAUUUGGCGCGAAGCAAGAAGCGCACCACCUUCGUGGUCGCCCACCGACUUUCCACCAUCCGAGAGGCGGACAAGAUCGCCGUCAUUGACAAAGGGCAGGUCAAGGAGCUGGGCUCGCACGAGGAGCUGAUGGCCCGCCAGGGGAUCUACGCCGAGCUGGUCGCCUUGCAGGGAGGGUCGGGCCGAGAGGAGGCAGUGGAAGGCGCGGGCAAGGUCCAGGCGGAGGGCGGGGCGGAGGGCGGGGACGAGGUCUCGCGGGUGAAAUCUGUUUCCGUCAGCCGGCUUCCUUUGGGGGCGAGCAUGCGUCGCCUUUCCCGCGCUGUCAGCCAGGUCCUGCGGGAGAGUUUGCCUUUCCAGGACGGGGUAGAGGAAGGAACGGAGGGCGCGGCCGAGGGCCGCCCCUCCCUGUGGGGCUUGUCCUUCCGGCAUUGGCCGUACCUGCUCGUGGGCUUGCUGAGCAACUGCGCCCUGGGGGUGCUCUUUCCCUUUUGGGGCUACCUGUUGGCGAACGUGAUGAGCGUCUUCUAUUCCACGGACCGAGACUACAUCUUGGAACGGGGCAGCUUUUGGGCGGGCAUGUUCGUGGUGCUCGGUUCUGCGGCCAUUUUGUUCUAUACCUUGGCCUUCUGGGGCUUGGGCAAUACCCAGAACCGCGCCGGGGUCGGGGAGGGUCACCUGGCUCAAUCCUAA